AUGGCAUCUUCUUCCCCCAUCUCCAUGAAUACACUCAGGAGAAGCUGCUUGAAGUCAAGCUCCAGAAGGAUUUCUCCCCCGUUCCACAGUCGAUCAUGCCCAGACACAGUCAACUUCGUUGUCCUUCCAGCUCUCCUCUCCUUCAAAAGUUGCACCGGCGUCAUCUCUGGCGGCCCCGCCGCAACCCAGCCGCCGGAUCCGUAUUUUCCCUCCGAGGUCCCGGGGAUCGACACCCCGCCGGAGUUCGAGCCCCCGCCGGGGAUCGAGCAGCCGACCUGGCCGGACUUCCCGGAACCGGUGACGCCGCCGCCUCCCUGGCCGGAGAUUCCGGUGGCGCCGCCGCCGGAUGUGAUCCCUCCUGAGGUCACCCCACCACACGUCCCCCACCCGGAGGUCCCCGACCCACAUGCGCCCCCGCGACCGCCAUCGGCCGGCGGAGGUACCGCUGCCGGCGAUGCCCGCCGCCGCCUUCGCCGCGCAGAGUAG
Molecule: messenger RNA, 486 nt
Organism: Spirodela intermedia
Lineage: Eukaryota; Viridiplantae; Streptophyta; Magnoliopsida; Alismatales; Araceae
Source: the annotation of a GenBank genome assembly